Exophiala dermatitidis NIH/UT8656 is the source of this 1774-nucleotide messenger RNA. RefSeq lists its product as uncharacterized. The record is from RefSeq and is a predicted model, not a curated record. The transcript has a single exon. The coding region runs from base 245 to 712 and encodes 155 amino acids. Lineage: Eukaryota; Fungi; Ascomycota; Eurotiomycetes; Chaetothyriales; Herpotrichiellaceae.
CAGCCAUGCUCUGUCCCUGCCCAAGGUUGCUUGUGACCAUCUAUCGCCACUGAAGACAUCACACUUGCAACGCUGUCCCAUGGUCGCUGGGUUCUGUCGGUUAGCGAGGUGAAGCUGGCGGAUAACGCCAAACGCGCUGGGUGAUGCGUGGUUGGGGAGGUCUGUGCAGCUCCUCAACCACGUACCUUCACCGAUCGAUAUGGAGUACGGCUUUAUGCGAAGACUUUGACAUCAUCUUUGAAUAAUGCUGCUAAAAGAGACAAUGCAUGGCGUGAGGGCUUCAAAACCCCUGUCAGACCCGGCCUGGCCCAAGCGGGAAGCCAGGUUUGCGAGGCUGGUCCUUGGAGUUUCCGGAAGUCUCUCAUCACGGGCCCCUGUCCUUGACUGUCGUUUCAAGGCGAGGACUUCAUCUUGCUGUCGUCGAUGUCCACCUUUUCUGGGGCCACCGCCCAUCAAUGGGUGGAAGAGCCCAAGCGUACACACCUCUUUUGCCCACUGGCACCCUCAGCGAUGGGACCAGCUACGCGUGACAGCUUCUGAGAGGCUGUCACCCAGCCCCCGGCUUUUCUGGCUUCGCGAACUGACUGACCCGCAGCGCGAUCACCUUGAUCCUUGCUCAACUACAAUCCUCGCCAGUAAACUGCACUGCAACGGUCGCAUUAUAGAGGGUACCACUGGAACCCUAAGCACAGGUUGGGUCAAGACGCUUUGAAGGCAGAAACAGCCCGCGGACGUCUCUGCGGGACCAGUCCUCCCUGGGCCGUGUGGUAAUAUCAAGGAACUGAUCAUCAGGUACCACGGAAAGCCCGGGCUUGUUUCGGUAGUCAGGGCCAGGGCUCAUCGAUGUGGCCAUGCUGAGUUGAAAGCUGAAAGUCUUGCAGAAGUCCGACGGACCGCCACGGGUCGAACGCGAGCUUCAGGAGACGUCAGUCGGCCGAUCGAAAUCCUCAGCGCGUGUCUUGAGCGGCUCAAGAGGUCCGGUUCAGUGGACACAGGUCCAGCCUAUCCUUGCACGCGUCGCAACGCCAACACUGGAGGAAAGAAAAUUCCCACUUGUCUAUUCACUCGUUACGAUUGAGUGGCGGUGGCCAAGUUGGGUCCAUGAGUUCAGAAACCCUGAUCGGCUCUACUGUUGGGUACUGUCAGGAGCAGCAACACCGCUGAUUGUACGUGAAAGCUGCAAGCCUCUCUGCAACUAGCAGACAUUACAUUCUGCAGACAGCUGAAUGGCGACCCUCCGCAUCCGAGGUGAGUAUUCGUUCUGUUGAACGUGGCUCCUAUUCCAUUAGCAGUAGCCUAUUGCAUAUAUGGUAUUGAGGAGCCCUCUUUCAAGGCGAGCCACGACCACUUACGGACAUUGUCGCGUGAUAGACGUUCGAAAUCUACUCCAGAGCAGCAUAGACAGCUCCAGCGACUCUAUAGCAUGUUGCUUGCAGACUGUAAUCAAGCCUCGAAUAUAAGAUAUUGUUAGACAACUCAGUGGACGGCAUACCUAGCCCGUGGGAGAUGUCUGAUAGCAAGGCCAGGAUAGGCCUCUGUUGAUAGGAGAUGAGAGCGAGUCAGCCUCUAGUACUACGAGGCUUCAGUAGCUCAAGCUCAAUAGAAAAUGCUUUAGUAUUUCUGUUUCAAUGACCACCUAAUGUCUACGAACCUGAGGUAACCUACCUAGGUACUGAUAGUGUGCGCCCAUUGUUGUGCAAAGUACUACCAGAACUUGAAGCAGACAACUCACGAUGAGUAAGCCGGUGCCUCCGAGUAGAUGCGAGGCUGUGGC